AUGGCCGACUUUGGCUCCGACGUGCUCUCCCUCUCCACCGCCCGCAAUGACAACGACAACGACAACGACAGGACACCCACCCAGUAUCAUGACAUGAACCUGAGCGAGAAGGAGGCCUUCGAUGCCUACAUCCGCCCCAACGACAGCUACACCCCGGACGGCGUCUACUGGGCCGACCUGCCCUUGCUCCGCCGUAUCGCCUUCGUUAGCAAGUAUGACGCCGCCGAGACCUCCAGGGAGUUUGCCAGCUUCUGGAAGAUGUUCAAGAACGAUCCCCUGGCCCCAGUGGGCUAUUAUUUUAAGAACAUGGUGCUGCCCGGCGCCGGUCUGGGUCUGGAAGGUUACGUCCUGUUCUCCAUCGGGAACAUCAAGCCGCUGUUCCAACGGGCGUUCCCGGAAUGCUGGCAGACGAAGGAAAUCUGCAAUCCCACCUGGAUUGCCGCGGUGGAGUAUCUGGAAAUCUGCGGCAUCAUCGUGGGCCAGAUCAUCGUCGGGGUUAUUGGCGACUGGGUGGGCCGGCGGUUUGGUCUCAUUCAAGAUGCCGUCAUUAUGCUUCUCGGGCUGGUGAUGCUCACUGCCGCCUGGGGCGUCACCCAGAAUGGCUGGGUCAUCUGCUAUGUCUGGUCCCUCUUUUUCUACGGUGUGGGAGUCGGAGGCGAAUACCCGAUGACAGCCACCAGUGGGAUGGAAAACGCCGUGGGAUCUGGUAAAAUCUCCACCAAGGAAGAUCGGCUGCAUCGUGGCCGCAAAGUGACCAGCGCCUUUUUGAUGCAGGGCUGGGGCCAGUUCUUCAACCAGGCCCUUUUGAUCAUCCUCCUCCUCUGUUUUCACCACGGCAGCGGGAACCCUCCUUACUCGGCCCUGGCUGCCCAAUGGACUUACCGUGUUUCCUUCGCCAUCCCCGCCCUCGGUACUCUCUGGCUGGUCUACUAUCGUUACUUCAAGAUGAAAGCAGCCAGCAAGCAGCUCUCGAUUGCGAAGGCCAAGGCGAAAGUCACCGGCUACGACACCCAGUCUCUGGCUCUGACUUUCAAGUACUUCGGUCCCCGUCUGAUCGCGACUGCCGGUACUUGGUUUGCGAACGACGUGUUCUUCUACGGUAAUAAACUCUUCCAGAGUGAGUUCAUCGCUGUCAUCAGCCCGAACUCCCACUCGAUUAUGCCCGGUUGGCUGUAUAACAUGAUCAAUGUUUGUGUUUCGCUGAUGGGCUAUUAUAUGGCCGCCUUUUUCAUCGACAACAAACUCUACGGCCGGAAAUGGAUGCAGCAAAUUGGAUUCCUCAUGGAUUUCAUCUUCUUCGUCAUCCCCGCCUUCAAUUUCAAAUACUACACCUCCCCAGAACACAUCCACGCCUUCCAGGCCAUGUAUUUCCUCAGCAGCUUUUUCAAUCAAUUCGGCCCCAACGCGGUAACCUUCCUCGUCGCCGCAGAAGUCUUCCCCACCCCGAUCCGCGCGACAGCCCACGGCUUUGCCGCCGCAGUCGGUAAACUCGGUGCUCUCCUCGCUGCCAUCCUCUACAAUUACAUCGACACCCAGACCAAAUUCUACGUCGUCCCCUGGUUCGGCCUGGCGGGCAUGGUUCUCACUUGGCUCUUCCUCCCAGAUACCACCGGCCUGGAUCUCAAGGAGCAGGAGCGCCGCUGGUACUUCCUCCGCAGUGGCCGCGAGAGCGAAUACCACGGCCCAGCCGUCCACCCAAAGCAUCUCUCACUCUGGGAACGCAUCCGCGGCGCUGGCAAGUAUUACGAUCCCGAACUGGACUACAAACGCAAGGUCGACGAGAUGCGCGGCGACUGGGAGGCGCUCGUGGCCCGACAGGCUGCGGAGAAGGAGUUGCAGUUCGAAGAGGAUGACCUGGAUGAGGGCCUUAAGCAUGCACAUGUCCGGUCGUAUUUCGAGCGGACCAGCCCGAUGCUUUUCGCGAAUGAGAAGAAGCUCGGCGUCGGCGUCACUGCUCUUCCUGGCAAUGGUGGCGAAGGCAGACCUGGGAACCCGACCGAUGAUAUUAUUUCUCCGGCUCGAUUUUCCGACGAGAUGUUGCCACCUCCCAAGGCCGAUUUGGGGAGCAAGCUUUCCGACUAG
Molecule: messenger RNA, 2082 nt
Organism: Histoplasma capsulatum G186AR
Lineage: Eukaryota; Fungi; Ascomycota; Eurotiomycetes; Onygenales; Ajellomycetaceae
Product: Pi-transporter A-1
Exons: 5
Coding region: 1-2082 (693 amino acids)
Biological process (GO): transmembrane transport
Cellular component (GO): membrane
Molecular function (GO): transmembrane transporter activity
Source: RefSeq, a predicted model, not a curated record